Molecule: messenger RNA, 3440 nt
Organism: Cygnus atratus (black swan)
Lineage: Eukaryota; Metazoa; Chordata; Aves; Anseriformes; Anatidae
Gene: CEP57
Product: centrosomal protein 57
Exons: 11
Coding region: 7-1575 (522 amino acids)
Cellular component (GO): centrosome
Molecular function (GO): identical protein binding; microtubule binding; gamma-tubulin binding
Source: RefSeq, a predicted model, not a curated record
CGCCGCAUGGCCGCGGCGCCCUUAAAGGGACAGGCCCCGGGGGGAGGGGGGCCGCCCGCGCACAAAAUGGCGGCGGCGGCGGCGAGCGGGCGGCGGCAGCAGCAGCGCACGGGUGAUCUACACAAAGCUCAUAGGUCUGCGUCAGCCACAGAUGGACUCUCCGCAACUUCGUAUAUGGAUUACCCAACGUACAAGCCGUUCAUCAAUUCAGACUUGCUGCGCUCCCCACGGAAACCAGUAAUUCCAUAUCCUGAGAGUAACAGCAGAGCAAUAUUUUCUGCUCUGAAGAAUCUCCAGGAAAAAAUUCGUCGGCUGGAGUUGGAGCGGCUGCAGGCAGAAGAGAAUGUCAAACACCUCAGCAGAGAAACAGCAGACUACAAGAAAGUACUGAGCGAGCAAAUGCAACACAGGGAGCAGGACAGAACUGAGGUGUCGAAGAAAAAUCAAGAGCUGGCUUCUCAGCUGGCAGCUGCUGAGUCUCGGUGCAGCCUCUUAGAGAAACAGCUGGACUACAUGAGAAAAAUGAUCCAGCACGCAGAAAAUGAGAAGACACAUCUCUUGGAGAAACAGGGCUCAUUGGAGAGAGACCGGCUCGAUCAGUCCCAAGUCCAGUCUAAAUUGGAAAAGCUGGAUAUGCUGGAAAAAGAGUACACCAGGCUUACUACCAUGCAGUCCAUAGCAGAGAAAAAAAUGAAAGAGCUGGAACAGAAGCUUCAGGAGGAAGAACACGCAAGGAAGCUUGUUCAGGAAAAAGCAGCUGAGCUUCAGACAGGCCUGGAAACCAACAGACUGUUGAUUCAAGCAGCAUCACCGCUGCUUUCUCCAAAAGCAAGAAAACCCAGGAAGAAAACUAAGCAGCCAGAGAAGAAAUGCUCUCUCACAAGCCAUCUCGCUACGCAGCCCCAUUACAGACUGUGUCUGGGCGAUGUACCCUUUGUAGCUGGGAAGUCUACUAGUCCCAGCCAUUCAGUUGGCGCCAACGUGCAACACGUCCUGCACCUGAUGAAGCAGCACACCAAAGCUUUGUGUAACAACCGUGUGGUAAACGACACCCCGCUAGCAAAAUCCAUCAGUACCGGUCAUCCUGCCAGCAAGAGCAGAAAGUCAUCGCUGCCAAAGGACUCUUCCUCAUCCCACGAAGAACUCUCGGAGGUUCUGCUGACUUUACAGGAUGAAUUCGGGCAGAUGAGUUUUGACCACCAGCAGCUGUCAAAGCUGGUCCAGGAAGCUCCAACCGUUGCAGUGAGGGAAGAUCUGGAGAGGGAACUUGAGACACUGGUGGGGAAGAUGGAGGCAAAGGCAGACCAGAUCAGCAAGGUCCGGAGGCAUCGGCUGCAGCUAGAGAGACUGAAGAGAGAAUGCAAGUCCAAAAAGACUCCUGCUAAACAAAUAAAAGAGAGCAGGCGCCCCGUCAGUGAGGUUAAAGUAACAACUACAGUAACCACAAAAGGGAAGGGUGCUGGUCCCAUCAAAGUGAAACCUGGAGAGAAGAGUCGGAAAAAUCUUCAGUUGCUGAGAGACAUGCAGACCAUACAAACCUCGCUACAGAAAGACGAUAUCAGCUGGGACUACUGACUGGUCUACGGGAGAUGUUCCUGAAACCAUCCCAGUCAAGCUCGCUCACAUUCUGGAUAUAAAGCAGCUGCCUUUCCCGCUGUGUGAAAGAGACUGCUGUAUGCCAAGUGCACUUUGGAAAUAUGGGUCCUUAAUUCCUCCACCUGUGGGUUUGGUUGGAUAUACUGUGGCCUAGUUCAAAGUGUAUUCCAUUUUUAAGGUAUCCAAGCACAGGUCUCCCCCCACCAGUCCCUCUUGUGUUAGGAUUCCAGCAGUCCCUCCCUUUUUUCUUUCAGCACACCAAACAACGCGGUGUUUAUUGUGGGCUGGCUCGUGUGAAAUGCCAGUGUGAUUUCACACUGCUGUUGUUGAACUCCUGUGCGUUGGGAGGCUUCUUGAGAUGCGUCUGUUUGAAAAGUGCCAUGUCCCGAAGUCCUGAGGGCUUCUGUCAGUUCUGAGCUGUGUGCAGCUGCAGUUACUCAGACUGAGUGUAAAAGGGAGAACAGGUAAACUCCUUUUUAAAGUGUUUUUAAUUCUCAAAAAGCUUUCCAAGUUCUGCACAUUCCAUUAGUCAGCAUUAAUGGCAAUGGAUGUUUGUGUACUCAAGAGGAGCAAAGUGACUUUUCCAAAUUAUUUUGCUUAAUGAUUGUGUUUAAGUCUGAAGAGUGAAUUUUCUUCAGAAAUUGUAUUUUAUGAAAAGGCUAUAGGAAAUGUGGAUAACAUCCCUUCUUCUAGUCCAUGGCCUUGGGCGGUAAAGGAGGGAGAUAAACCACAAGUGUUUUAAAUUGCAAGUGCCUCAAUCAUGCCAUUCAGUCCUGGCAUCUUGCUUUUAACUUGCAAUAUGGGCUUUAAUGAGCUAUCGAUUUUUGGUAGUGGUGCAACUCGUUUUGCACUGACUUGCACAGCUGAGUGAAUGUUAUUUAUUAUGUUAAUAAUGUAAAGAAUUUCCUAUUAAUGGAAUGUACAGCAGACCCAGAUUAUCUGUUUAUACAGUUGAAAAACAAUAAAGCCAGCUUGCCUGUUGAAUCAAGUGUGGGGAAGCUGCAGUUCCUCUAAACUCGCUGAGUGCUGCAGCGUUGUGCCCCUCCCCGUAUGUUUUCCUUGGUGGUGUGAGCAAGCAAGCUGCAGGUAAGGUGAGGUCAGUUGUCCAUCCUUGUGUAGCUAAACGAGCAGAGAUGGCUGUAGGGUCAAUGCAAGUCAGACUGAGCCUGCUGAAAGGGAUUUGAGUUUAAAUUUGACUUGAAUUAUCUCUAGGUGAUGUACCCAGGUCAUCUCCUUGCAUCCAAGGCACAGGAGGUUUUAGCUACGAGGAGAGAAGUCAGAAGCUGUCUACCACAUCUGAUGCCAGCCUCCUUAACUUCAUGGACGUGGGCUCUGGGUAGCUGAGGCAACCCCUGGGACAGCAGCUCUUCCUGGAGGGACCUGAAAUCAGUAGCUGAAGUUACACUCACUGAUUUUGCUUGGAAAGGAUGGCUGGAGGAGGGCUAAUGUCAGUAUUACCUCAGGCUGUCUUAAAUGAGCUAGGGCUCAGGAGUAUUUUAGGCUCCACAGGUAUCUCAGUCACAUACGCACAGCAUCGCAUGCCUACUAGGAGUGUCAGGGAGUAAGCACUGAGUUGUUGAUCCCAAAUUAUCCCACUGAUGUUGGACUUAACGUGAGUUACAUGGAAAAAUGUGAACGUUCCUUUUUCACAGAAGUUACUGUGCUAAUGCACUAUAAGUUGCAGAAAUGGGUUAUUUUUCAUUCCAGAAAUGUUUUUGUACUACUAUGCAGCCAUGUACUGUAUCUGUGCUACCAGUGGUCUGUACAGGGUAAGAGAAACUUGUCCAAAAAGCAGUUGUUUCCCUGCGAUUCUGAAUUUCAGAGUUGGAACAAGAGCAUUUUAC